UCACUGGGUUUGAAAGUUGUUUAUGUACAGAAGGAAGACCCGCGGCACAACGCGUACAAGUUGUAAGUUGACUCUGUAUUGACCGUCUAAGCGUGUCUUGAAAAUUUAAUUGUACCUCUGUAGGGAAAAAUAAGCAGAAAAACUUUCUUAGAAAGUUUGCCCUAAUACUCGUCAGUCUCAGGAACGGUCCCGAAACUUGUUGGAUUACCACUGAGCAGUCACGUACGUUGAAAACAACACCUGAGUUUGCAAAUUACUACGAGAUCUUGUGAAAGUUUUCGUGGAAUUACCACAAAAUGGGAAAAUUAUCUAGUCAACCAAUUGAAGAUUCAGAAUCCUUCCAUCCUUGGUCAGAUACCUUCCAUGAGCAGUGGGUGUGGAGUAGUGAGGAUAAAUCCCCUUCGGUAUACCUCUGCCUAAACAAUAAGGUGGCCUGUUUUUACAUUGACCCAGUCAUUGAGAGCACGGGAACAGCAGGUGUCCGUGGCACCAAGGCCUUCUCACAUGGGCAGCAUUAUUGGGAGGUAAAGCUGAGUUCUGUGUUUGGCACAUCAAUGAUGAUUGGUGUUGGCACAAAAGAGGCCUUGCUUCAAACAGCAGACUUUGAGUUUGUAGAUUUGAUUGGAAGGGAUGAUCAGAGUUGGGGGUUAUCAUAUAAAGGCAAGGUUUGGCACAAUGGUCAGUAUAGAAGUUACUGUGAGCCAUUUUAUGACUCAACUGUGAUUGGUGUUCUUCUUGAUAUGGAUGCAGGAACUCUUUCUUACUUCAAAAAUGGAAGGUCUUUAGGACUUGCUUUCACAGGCUUGUGUAACAAAGCAUCAGAGCUCUACCCAAUUAUUUCAUCUACAUCAACACUCUCCGAGAUAGAACUGUGUGACAGUACAUGUAGAUAUGUCUCACUGCAGGAUCAGUGCAGAAUGACCAUAACAAAGCUUGUUGGUAAAGACCAAAUAGAUUAUCUUCCACUGCCUAGAGGAAUCUGCCAGUCUCUAAAAGGCAUCUAAGUCACUAGAAGAAGUUCUUUUUCAUCUAUAUGUAUAUAUAUAUAUACAGUAUUUAAAUUUUUUGACUUGAACUCGGUUUAGUACCAUCACUUUGGUAACCAUCUUGAAUAACGGUUAGAGAAAAACCCCCUUUUAAUAAAAGCUUCUGGCUGGCCACAACAAUUGUAAGGUCACAAUGUUGAUGAUGAUUUGUAACUUAGAAGUCUUCAUUUUUUGAUCAAAAUCAUCAUUGAAUGUCAAGAUGACAUGUGGACAUAAAUUUUAUCUCCACACAAUUUUUACAAAUUUAUGAACAGUGAAAACUUCUCAUAACUAUGUGUCCAUCAUCAAAGUAAUUUUGAUUGUCAUUAUAAAAACUCUUAUGUGUAGCAUAAAGAAAACAUCAGUAAUGGCCUUAUAGGUAAUUAUUGCUCUAAAAGAGACAAAAUCUUGGAGUUUAGCUACUAAACAACAAUCCCUGUUCCCAAGUUUUGUAAAGAAAAAUUAGUUGUAAUCGCACAUCCAUCUUUGCCUUUAUUUGGCUGAGAGAGAUCACACCUCCAUUGAGAGUUUGUAAAUAGAAGAUUUAGAAUUAACAAUUUUGUACAUCAUCAGUACAGUUUGUAAUUAUAAAAGGAUAAAUAUUUAAUUUUGUAUUUGAAAUGGCAUUCAAGCAUCAGCCAGAAAUUAAAAUG
Molecule: messenger RNA, 1678 nt
Organism: Pocillopora verrucosa
Lineage: Eukaryota; Metazoa; Cnidaria; Anthozoa; Scleractinia; Pocilloporidae
Product: SPRY domain-containing SOCS box protein 3
Biological process (GO): intracellular signal transduction; proteasome-mediated ubiquitin-dependent protein catabolic process
Cellular component (GO): SCF ubiquitin ligase complex
Molecular function (GO): protein binding
Source: RefSeq, a predicted model, not a curated record